AUGUUCUCCUGCUGUGUCCCGACGUGCUGCCGACCUUCUCGUUGCAGAAGAGGCCAAAACGAGACUCUUUCCCGAGAAUAUAGACAUUGGUUCAACCCUCACCCUCGACGCCUCUGGCCCUUUGCCAGAAGGCACCCACAGAGCUCUACACAGCGGAUCAAGUAGGAGCUGUUGGAUGGAUUUCAUUUCUCCAUCUUCUUUAAGGGACAGGUGCACCAUGCCAACAACGGCCAGUGCUGGUCUGGGGUGAGAUUGGGCACAGAACGGUCUCCAAGACAGGGACUAGAGAAAACUAGGUAUGGAAAUGAGAUCUGCAGGAUGUCAACUUUCCAGCCCGGCACAGGGGAGACGCUGUUGGACUCCCUGGUUCCAGCCUUGCUAACUAAACUCAUCUCCUCCUAUGCCACCUGCCUGGGCCCCUCCUGGGACUUUAUCACCGUGCCACACUUUUUGGAACUACUGGUUAGAACCACCAUCACCUCCAUUUUGUUCACCUGGCCCCUUGAAAACACUUCAGUUUGCUAUCAGCCCCCACAACGGUCAUCUUUCCGGAUAAAGCUGGCCUUCAGGAACUUCGCCAGGCCUGGAUUGGGCGUGGAGGACCACCAGGAACUUGUCCUAGGCCAGUUGGUGCUUCCGGAGCCCAACAAGGCCAAGUCAGAUGAUCCUGCUCCACUUCCUAGGCAACACUCGUUAACAAUGCUGGCCCUGGAGCCAGCACCACCACUGCUGGCGGACCUGGGGCCUGCUCUGGAGCCAGAAUCACCUGCAGCCCUGGGUGCACCAGGAUAUCUACAUUCAGCACCAGGACCAGCACCAGGGGAAGGGCCCCCUCCAGGGACAUUGCUGGAGUCACAGUCAGCCCCAGAGUCCCCCUGUCCCUGUCCUGUAAAGAACCAACCCCCUGAGGAGCUGCCUGACAUCACGACUUUCCCUCCCAGGCUGCUGGCAGAGCAGCUGACCCUCAUGGAUGCGGAGCUGUUCAAGAAGGUGGUGCUCUACGAAUGCCUCGGCUGCAUCUGGGGUCAACAAAAGAAGAAGCAGAAUGAGCACGUGGCACCCACAGUUCGUGCCACCAUCGCACACUUCAGCAGGCUCACCAACUGUGUCACCACCUCCUGCCUCGGGGACCACAGCAUGAGGGCCUGCGACAGGGCCAGGGUGGUGGAGCACUGGAUCAAGGUGGCUAGGGAGUGCCUAAGUCUCAACAACUUCUCCUCAGUGCACGCCAUCGUCUCUGCUCUGUGCAGCAACCCAAUACAUCGGCUACACAAGACAUGGGCAGCAGUGACUAGCAAAAGCACAAAAUAUCUAAAAGAACUCUGCGAAAAAGACACUGCAGUAAAGAGGGACCUGCUGAUCAAGGCGGGGAGCUUUAAGAUGGCCACCCAGGAGAGGAACCCCCAGAGAGCCCAGAUGAGGCUGUGGAGGCAGAAGAAGGGCGUGGUCCCCUUCCUGGGGGAUUUUCUGACUGUGUUACAGAGGUUGGAUUCAGCCAUCCCGGAUGAUGUGGAUGGCAACACCAACAAGAGAAGGAAGGAGGUCCGAGUUCUGCAGGAAAUGCAGCUGCUCCAAGUGGCUGCCAUGAAUUACAGGCUUCAGCCUCUUGAGAAAUUUGUCACCUAUUUCCCAAGAAUGGAGCAGUUCAGUGACAAGGAGAGCUGUCCUGCCAGCUGGAGCCCGAAUCACAGUAGGCCAGUAACAUCUUGCAGUGGCUGGGACCCCACCAGGAUGCUGGUCAGAACACUGGCUCUGCAUCAUCCUUCACCUAGACCGUGA
Mandrillus leucophaeus (drill) is the source of this 1779-nucleotide messenger RNA. Its product is annotated as ral-GDS-related protein-like. Gene Ontology annotation, molecular function: guanyl-nucleotide exchange factor activity. Gene Ontology annotation, biological process: Ras protein signal transduction; positive regulation of GTPase activity. Gene Ontology annotation, cellular component: plasma membrane. The record is from RefSeq and is a predicted model, not a curated record. NCBI's taxonomy places the organism in Eukaryota, Metazoa, Chordata, Mammalia, Primates, Cercopithecidae.